CCACCUUUACUCUCUUUCUCUCUUUCCCUUCCGUCACUACCUUUACUCUCUUUCUCUCUUCCCCUUCCCAUUUCUGUUACUAUUCAAAAAACUCUGUUGUGUGUGUUGUGCCAUUUUUUUUGUGUCUUCGUUAAUCUUCUGUUCCUCCCUCUUUCUCUUCCUCAUCUUCUCCUCUUUUCUUUCGCUUAAGGGCCUUCUUUGUUAGAUUUUUUUUUUCACUUUGGUUUUUAUAUUGCUUUGGACGGAAAAAAGGUGUGACCUUUGUCUUUUUUAUUCCUUUUGUUUAAUUUUUUUGUGGUGAUUUUUGGGACAGGCUAACGGCGGUGUUGAAGGUCAUGAUGCUUUGCCCAUGCAAGGGCCUUCUUUGUUCGAUUUUUGGGACAGGCUAACGGCGGUUCUGAAGGUGACGGUGCUUUGUCAUGCAAGGGCCUUCUUUGUUCGAUUUUUUUUCACUUUGGUUUUAAUAUUGCUUUGGACGGGAAAAAGGUGUGACCUUUGUCUGAUUCCGACGAGGUUCCACGCAAAAAAGGCUAACGGCGGUGCUAAAGGUGACAACGCUUUGCCAUGCAAGGGCCUUCUUUGUUCGAUUUUUUUUUUUGCUUUGGUUUUAAUAUUGCUUUGGACGGGAAAAAGUUGUGGCCUUUGUCUGAUUCCGACAAGGUUCCACGGAAAAAAGGCUAACGGCGGUUCUGAAGGUGACGGUGCUUUGCCAUGCAAGGGCCUUCUUUGUUCGAUUUUUUUUUCACCUUGGUUUUAAUAUUGCUUUGGACGGGAAAGAGGUAUGACCUUUGUCUAAUUCCGACGAUGUUCCAUUUUUAUCUAUUUUCCCCUUGGACAGAAAAAAGGUGUGACCUUUCACAACAAUAUGAUUCACAUGUCAGUGUUGAAGGAUAAAGGUUCCAUUUUUAUCUAUUUUAUUCCUUUUUGUUGUCUAAUUUUUUGUGGUGAUUUUUGGGACAGGCUAACGGCGGUGCUGAAGGUGACGACGUUUUGCCAUGCAAGGGCCUUCUUUGUUUUUUUUUUGGCUUUGGUUUUUAUAUUGCUUUGGACGGGAAAAAGGUGUGACAUUUGUCUGAUUCCGAUGAGGUUCCCUUUUUAUCUAUUUUCCCCUUGGACAGAAAAAAGGCGUGACUUUCGCAACAAUAUGAUUCACAUGGCAGUGUUGAAGAAUAAAUGUUCCAUUUUUAUCUAUUUUAUUCGUUUUUUUAGUCAAAUUUUUUGUGGUAAUUUUUGGGAUAGGCUAACCGCGGUGCUGAAGGCGACGACACUUUGCUGGAUUUGUUCUUUAUUUCUAAGAAUAUUUGUGAUUUUUUUCUCAGGAAACUCCUCUUCUCUGGAAGACUAAAGGUGUCAUUUUUAUCUUCCAAAUCUAUUCCAAUCACACUAUUUUUCCUGAAACCUAAUCAAUUUUUUUGCCUCAUUUUUCGUGGUCGAUUUUUGGGACAGGGUGUAAUGUUGUUGUAAGUCUAACAUGUUGAGGCAACCCUUCACAAGGCAAUAGAACAUUGUCAUCCAAACCUGUGUUGUUUCAUCCUUUGGCAUAAUCUUUAGCAGAACCUUCUUUCUUUCACUUUAUUCUAUGUCUUUGUGAAUUUGUUAUUAUUGUUGUCAUAGCUGUAGUGUUUUGAAUUGGUUAGUUUUUGUGAUUUGUUACCUUUUUUUUGUUUCAUGAGCUCGAUAUUGUUGGUUUUGAAUUUAACAAUUUUUUUUUCCAAGCUUGGAUUUUUGUUUCUGUUUCAGAUUUUGCAGUGUGAUAGUUUGUGGGAGAUUUGGAUUUUAUUUGCUGUGAUUUUCUUUAUUAAAGUUCUUUUUUCUUGCAAUUUUUAUUAUAACCUUACAUUGUUUCUUACAGGAGGGUGAAACUGCAUCUGAGAAGGUGACCAACAAUUACCAUGUUCUGAGACAAAUAGAGUGAUGAUGACCCCAUUUUUAUUGAUGGAGAAAUUUUUAUGUUACUUUGUUUUAACAGUUUAAAGUUUUAAUUUAAUCAUUAUGGUUUUCAGGCAAUGCAUUUUAUUGUUUACAAUUUGCUGAA
This is a messenger RNA of Glycine soja, 2035 nucleotides long. RefSeq lists its product as uncharacterized. NCBI's taxonomy places the organism in Eukaryota, Viridiplantae, Streptophyta, Magnoliopsida, Fabales, Fabaceae. The transcript is spliced from 3 exons. The record is from RefSeq and is a predicted model, not a curated record. Bases 350 to 757 code for a protein of 135 amino acids.